CUCCUCCUUCCCCACAACUUUUUUUUUAAGGUUUCAGAUUUUGGAUUUUCAGAUUAGGGAUACUUAACCUACAUUAUUUAAAUACCACAGAAGAGAAUUCUGUUCUAAUAUUUGUGACUGGCUACUUGCAGACCAAAGAGAAAGUGUAGAUAGUUUUGCGUAUAUGCCGUCCCACCAAAGUAAAUGCAACUCAGUGUGCUUGAGCUGAGAAUAAUCUUGUUUCGUUUGUUUAAAAAUUAGAACUGAUAGUUUUUUUUGGGACUGUUAUCUUUUAAUCCAUGAAAGUAUAAGUGUUUUAAUGAUAUUGUGUAAUUUUUAAAUAGUGGAGUUAUUUCUAGUAUCCAUUUGAAUAAAUGUGCCAUAUUAAAUUGGAGGUUUAAAAAAAAGACUUCAAAAGCUGUAGAAAAAGGGUUUGCAUCCUGAGAACUUGUUUGCUAAACAACAACAAAAAAAAUUGGAGCAAAACAAGUUGUCCAUUUAAACAAAUUGUUUUAAAUUUAGAUAGUGAAUUUACUUCCAAACGUUGGUAUAUUAGUUAUCUGUGCCAUGUAAGAAAUUAUAGCACAGCUUCUGUUAGUUGGGAAUUUAAGACUUGCUUGGCUGGGUGAUUCUGUCUAAGGGUCUUUCAUGAGUCAGGAUGUCAGCCGCAAGCUGAACGUAGUGGCAUGUGCCUGUAGUCCCAGUUACUCAGGAUGCUGAGGCAGGAGGACCACUUAAGCCCAGGAGCCUGAGGCUAUAGAGCACUAUGAUUGCUUCUGUGAAUGCCCACUGCCUUCAGCCGGAGCAACAUAAGCAAGAUCCCUUCUUCAAAGAGGAAAAAAGAGAAGAUACCAGCCAGGGCUGCAGUUAUCUGAAGGCUGAACUGAAGCAGGCUGGAGGAUCUACUUCCAGGAUAACUCACCCACAUGGCAGUUAACAGAAAAGGGCAGGUCCUCACUGGCUGUUGAUAAGAGGACAUAGUUUCUCAUCACUGGACCUUGUCACAGACAGCUUGCAUGUUUUCAUGACAUGGCAGCUAUCUUCUCCGAGAGAGACAUUGCAAGACAGAGCACGCAGGCAGCUAUAGUGCCUUUUAUGACCAAGCCUUCAAAGUAAUCAUACAUGCCACCUCCACAUUUUUGCUGCAGAAAUGAGGCAUUGAGCUUAGCCUACACUUGGGGUGGGGAAUUAGUCUCCACCUUUUGAAGGGGGUAUCAAAGAAUCUGUGAAGAUUUUUAAAACCACCGCAGUUGGUCUAAAAAGGGACAUGGCAUCUAUUCAGCUUCCCCCCAAAUCUUCAAAACUUUCUAUAAGUUUACACCUGAUCCUAAAGUAUCCAAAUCAGAUUUAUAGAAUGCAGACCACUGAAGGUCAAAUGUAGAAUGUAGAGUCAUAGAAUUAUGAGCUGGAAGGGAUCUGGUUUUUCAUUUAUGCAAAUGAGAAAAUAGAGGCAAAGAGGUUGCAUGACAGUAAUAGCUGUAAUGCCUGUGUCUGUUGUUGGUAUUAUAUUAGGAUGAACACCUCAGAUCUCUUGACUUUUAGAUAGAUGCCCUUCUGUUGUACUCAGAAUAGUGUCCUUGAUGUUCUGCAUUAGAACUUGGGAUUUAAUUUUCCCUUCCUUUCUCUUUUGUGUGGAGAACUGAGAAUUAGGGCAUCAACACUAACUACACAAUUAUCCUCUGAUUCCGUCUUCUCUACAGCUGAAGGAAGAAUUUUAAUGCAAACAUAACUUUUCCCCUUGCUACUAAGAAGCAGGCUAUUACUCUUCCAAGAGAGAUUUAGUGAUAUGAUGCUGUGUUCCUUGAUAUGGCAGAAUUCCAGGCAAACGUGUGAAGAAGUGAGCCCUAAUACCAUAUGGAAUCUACAAAGACCUGUGUUGCUGCUGCCACCUUGAAACACUUAAGUGGGUUUCUGAAGCCUCUUAAGUGUGUUCCUACUUUUUUUUUUUUUGAGACAGAGUUUUGCUCUUGUUGCCCAGGCUGGAGUACAAUGGUGCAGUAUCAGCUCAUUGCAACCCACCCCCAUAGGGUUCAAGCAAUUCUCCUGCCUCAGCCUCCUGAGUAGCUGGGAUUACAGGCAUGCGCCAACAUGUCUGGCUAAUUUUUGUAUUUUUAGUAGAGAUGAGAUUUCACCACGUUGGCCAGGCUGUUCUCGAACUCCUGACCUCAGGUGAUCCACCCGGCUCAGCUUCCAAUAGUGCUAGGAUUACAGGCGUGAGCCACUGUGCAGCCCUUGUGUUUCUGCUUUUUAAAAGUCUCUUUUAAAACCUGCAUGAAGUAUAGUUUGAUAUCUCUGGAAUAGUGAGGUAAAACAUGUUUUAGGAAAAACUCUUUUAGCCUAAAUAUGAGUGAUUAGACAGUUCUCAGAAAAAUUAAUUUUAUGGCAAGACUAAUUGGCGUUCUGCUUAUUUUCAGCAAUGCGUCUUUUCAGAUUCACUGCCUUUUGGUUGUUUUUCUUUGCAGUUUGCCUUUGUAGUUAUGACCAGUUGUCUUUACUGUACCUCCUAACCUCCUUUUUUCGUGAUGAAACUCUUAAAUGUAUUUAAAAAUUUUAGCAGAUAGUACACAUGCAAAAAAUGUUUGAGAAUGUUUGUUUUCCACUUUCUAAUCAAAAUUUCUGUUUCAGGUUCUUCUGCAGUUUGGGCAAGGCUGCCAAUGCCAGAUGGCACCGUUUCUGAGAGAAGAGCUAGCUUUUGCUUAGAAGCCAUGGGUGUUGAGAGUGACCAGGAAAUUGUGCAGAUGAUUGGAACUGAGGAGCACGUGAUGGCUGCAUUUGGGCCCAGUCUGGAAGAGUGCCAGAAAGCUCAGAUUUUCACACAGAUGCAGGCAUUAAAAUAUAUAGGGAACAAAGUGAGAAGACAAAGGAUGUGGGGAGGUGGACCAAAGAAAACCAAGAUAGAAGAAGCAAGAGAGCUUCUGGCUUCCACCAUUCUGACCCAUGUCCCAGUUAAGGAAUUCAAUUUCCGAGCCAAAUGUAUCUAUACUGCAGUGAUGGUGCGAAGAGUAAUUCUGGCCCAAGGAGAUAAUAAAGUUGACGACAGAGAUUAUUACGGUAACAAGCGACUGGAAUUGGCAGGACAGCUUUUAUCUCUUCUUUUUGAAGACUUGUUCAAAAAAUUUAAUUCUGAAAUGAAAAAGAUUGCUGACCAGGUGAUUCCUAAGCAGAGAGCAGCCCAGUUUGAUGUUGUAAAACACAUGCGCCAAGACCAGAUCACCAAUGGCAUGGUGAACGCUAUUUCUACUGGAAACUGGUCUCUAAAGAGAUUUAAAAUGGACCGCCAGGGUGUGACCCAAGUGCUGUCUCGCUUGUCAUAUAUAUCCGCACUGGGCAUGAUGACAAGAAUCUCUUCCCAGUUUGAAAAAACAAGAAAAGUGAGUGGUCCUCGCUCCCUCCAGCCGUCUCAGUGGGGAAUGCUCUGUCCUUCAGACACUCCUGAAGGAGAGGCAUGUGGCUUGGUUAAAAACCUGGCCCUUAUGACACACAUCACAACUGAUAUGGAAGAUGGACCUAUUGUUAAAUUAGCCAGUAAUUUGGGAGUAGAAGAUGUGAAUUUAUUAUGUGGGGAAGAGCUCUCUUACCCAAAUGUGUUUCUUGUCUUUCUUAAUGGUAACAUCUUGGGUGUCAUUAGAGACCAUAAAAAGCUAGUGAAUACAUUUCGACUGAUGAGAAGAGCAGGAUAUAUCAAUGAAUUUGUUUCCAUCUCAACAAAUCUUACAGAUCGAUGUGUCUAUAUUUCUUCUGAUGGAGGAAGACUGUGCAGACCCUAUAUAAUUGUCAAGAAGCAGAAGCCAGCAGUCACAAAUAAACAUAUGGAAGAGCUGGCCCAAGGGUACAGGAAUUUUGAAGAUUUCUUACAUGAGAGUCUGGUUGAAUAUUUGGAUGUGAAUGAAGAAAAUGAUUGUAACAUCGCACUGUAUGAACACACAAUUAAUAAAGACACCACCCACUUGGAGAUUGAACCCUUCACUCUUCUUGGCGUGUGUGCUGGACUGAUCCCAUACCCUCACCAUAACCAGUCCCCGAGAAACACUUACCAGUGUGCCAUGGGGAAACAAGCCAUGGGUACUAUAGGAUACAACCAACGAAACAGAAUUGAUACUCUCAUGUAUCUACUCGCAUAUCCACAAAAACCCAUGGUUAAGACAAAAACCAUUGAAUUGAUAGAAUUUGAGAAACUGCCAGCUGGACAGAAUGCAACAGUUGCUGUGAUGAGUUAUAGUGGCUAUGAUAUUGAAGAUGCUCUCGUUUUAAACAAGGCCUCUUUAGACAGAGGCUUUGGGCGUUGCCUUGUAUAUAAAAAUGCUAAAUGUACAUUGAAACGAUACACCAAUCAGACUUUUGAUAAAGUGAUGGGGCCCAUGUUGGAUGCUGCUACAAGGAAACCCAUCUGGCGACAUGAAAUCUUAGAUGCAGAUGGUAUUUGUUCUCCAGGUGAGAAAGUAGAAAACAAACAAGUGCUUGUAAAUAAGUCCAUGCCCACAGUGACCCAAAUUCCUUUGGAAGGAAGUAAUGUACCGCAGCAACCACAGUACAAAGAUGUGCCUAUAACUUACAAAGGAGCAACAGACUCAUAUAUUGAAAAAGUGAUGAUAUCUUCAAAUGCUGAAGAUGCUUUUCUGAUCAAAAUGCUGCUGAGACAGACAAGGCGUCCAGAGAUUGGAGACAAAUUCAGCAGUCGUCAUGGGCAAAAAGGUGUUUGUGGCUUGAUCGUCCCCCAGGAAGACAUGCCGUUUUGUGAUUCUGGCAUCUGUCCGGACAUCAUAAUGAACCCACACGGCUUCCCAUCACGAAUGACGGUGGGGAAGCUCAUUGAACUGCUGGCUGGCAAGGCUGGUGUGCUGGAUGGCAGAUUCCACUACGGCACUGCGUUUGGAGGCAGUAGAGUGAAGGAUGUGUGUGAGGACCUCGUUCGUCAUGGUUAUAACUACUUGGGGAAAGACUAUGUUACAUCUGGCAUCACAGGAGAGCCCUUAGAAGCAUAUAUCUAUUUCGGCCCUGUGUACUAUCAGAAGCUGAAACACAUGGUACUGGAUAAAAUGCAUGCCCGAGCCCGGGGCCCACGAGCUGUCCUUACCAGGCAACCCACUGAAGGACGGUCUCGUGAUGGUGGCUUGCGUCUUGGGGAAAUGGAACGUGACUGUUUAAUCGGUUAUGGAGCCAGUAUGCUUUUGCUAGAGAGACUAAUGAUUUCAAGUGAUGCCUUUGAGGUUGAUGUCUGUGGGAAGUGUGGCCUUCUCGGGUAUUCUGGCUGGUGCCAUUUCUGCAAGUCAUCCCGCCAAGUGUCUUCCCUCCGUAUUCCGUAUGCCUGCAAGCUGCUCUUCCAGGAACUACAGUCCAUGAACAUUAUCCCCAGGUUAAAACUGUCCAAGUACAAUGAAUGAGGAUGGAAAAAAUGAUUAUUAAAGAGAACAAGCGAUACAUCUAAUACAGUGGAAAGCAGAAGAGAUUGAGGACUACUUCUCCUCCUGUAAAUAAUUCCUUUGCAUAUUCUCUCUCUAAAACAAAAAAGAAAAUGGAGAGACUUUUUAUGUACUACAAGACUGGCUAAACAACCUUGACCACGCGGACUGCCAGGCUGCUUGAUUCACAGAUGGAUGUGACCUGAAGGAUGAAUAAACUAUUAUUUAUGUACCAGUAUCUUGACAUUUACUCAUUAGAAGACCUUACUCCUUCAAGAGAAUGUUUGGGGUAAAAUUUACCAUAUCUUCUGGCUAACAAUAUUCAAGAUUCUCUUGGAGGAUGUAAAGAAUCCGUUUGAUUUGGUCAGCCUGGCUUUUGUUGAGGUGUCUGGUUCUGAUACAUUUUCCCAACAAUUAAAUCUUUCCUUUACACAACCAGACUUUGUAAUUUUAGUCUCGGUGAAAUACAAUAAAUUUGUUCCUACCUUGUCAAGCAAGAAUGUCAUCUAAUGGACUCAAUUGUUAUUAUUUUGAACCUCCAUGAUCAUACCAUGCAAUACUAUUCAUUAAAUAUCUGCAUCUAA
Molecule: messenger RNA, 5962 nt
Organism: Callithrix jacchus (white-tufted-ear marmoset)
Lineage: Eukaryota; Metazoa; Chordata; Mammalia; Primates; Cebidae
Source: RefSeq, a predicted model, not a curated record